Molecule: messenger RNA, 1522 nt
Organism: Castor canadensis (American beaver)
Lineage: Eukaryota; Metazoa; Chordata; Mammalia; Rodentia; Castoridae
Source: RefSeq, a predicted model, not a curated record
ACUAUCUUGUCUGCCUAGUACUAGCACAAAGUGGGGGUCAGUAAAUAUCUGUGGCAUUACGGAUUCCAGGGCCAGCUUUCGGAGGGUCUGAGCGCCGGAUAGCUCAGCUGACCAGACUCCAGCUCACCUAACCCGAACUCCCCAGAGGGCAGGGUAGUGUCGGGCUCCUGGCGGGGUAGAAGCCGUGCGGAGAGCGGACUCAUGGGCCCCGCCCUCCCCGACCACACUGAGGCUGCGCAGGUGGCGUCCAUCCUUUACGACCGGCCGGAAAUCAGAGGCCGCAGCCUGCGCAGCGCUGAGCGGGACCGCCAUGGGGAAAAUCGCGCUGCAGCUCAAAGCCACGCUGGAGAACGUCACCAACCUCCGCCCUGUGGGCGAGGACUUCCGGUGGUACCUGAAGAUGAAAUGCGGCAACUGUGGUGAGACUUCAGAGAAAUGGCAAUACAUUCGGCUAAUGGACAGUGUGGCACUGAAGGGAGGCCGUGGCAGUGCUUCCAUGGUCCAGAAAUGCAAGCUGUGUGCACGGGAAAACUCCAUUGAGAUUUUGAGCAGCACCAUCAAGUCUUACAAUGCUGAAGACCACGAGAAGUUUAAGACGAUAGUAGAGUUUGAGUGCCGGGGCCUUGAGCCAGUUGACUUCCAGCCCCAGGUUGCUGGGUUUGCUGCUGAGGGUGUGGAGUCAGGAACAGUCUUCAGUGACAUUAAUCUGCAGGAGAAGGACUGGACUGACUACGAUGAAAAGGCUCAAGAGUCUGUGGGGAUCUACGAGGUCACCCACCAGUUUGUGAAAUGCUGAACUCUCUUCCUGCUCAUUUGCCCUUAAGAACUGAAAAGAGACAAAGUGCCCCGAGCAGCAGCACCCACAGAACUUAGUUCCCUUUUCCUCAUUUUCUGGUAGAUGUACUAAGGCCUUACACUCUGCAUGCUGGACUUUGUUACAGUUCUCAAGUUCCAUCAAUAAAGCCCCCAUUUGUGCUGCAGUUGUGCUUGCAGGGAGAGUCUGGGAGCAACCACUCCCUCUACAAAUAAGAAUAUUCUCCGGAGAUCUUUGACUGCUUUCUGGCACUUUCCCACAGUUUAAAACCCUGUGCCUGAUCCAUUGCAUGAAAGUUCUUCCAUGUUCUGAGUCAGCCUCUGGCUCCGUGAAACUCCUUUUGGUCCUGUUUUAUCCCUUUGUGUCCAUACUUACAUGUUCUGCCUCCAGACAACCCUUUGGAGUGGUGAAAACACACUCCAAAGCACAACCUUAGCACAACCUGCUAAGUCUCAUGGGUCUGGUUCCUUGGGUCCAUAGAUCCCCACAUAGUGGACAGAGUUGUUCAGUGCACUGCUAGGCCUUGAGAGGAUGCUCAUGUUGUCACACUGGGGAUCCCACCAUUUGGAAAAUCUGUUAACCACAGAUCUUUUUCCUCCAGUGUUCAGCUGGAGCCUGGGACUUUGCCUUCUUUUUUAUCUAAUACUGCUGGUGUACGCUAGGCAAGUAUUCUGCUACUGAGCUACAUCCUCAGCCCUUUUUUUUUUU